Phaethon lepturus (White-tailed tropicbird) is the source of this 243-nucleotide messenger RNA. RefSeq names its product NADH dehydrogenase (ubiquinone) Fe-S protein 6, 13kDa (NADH-coenzyme Q reductase) (gene NDUFS6). The annotation marks the transcript as partial. Lineage: Eukaryota; Metazoa; Chordata; Aves; Phaethontiformes; Phaethontidae. The transcript is spliced from 3 exons. Gene Ontology annotation, biological process: mitochondrial electron transport, NADH to ubiquinone. The record is from RefSeq and is a predicted model, not a curated record.
GUAUAUGAAGAAAAGGAUUAUAGAAGAGUUAGAUUUGUUGGACGACAAAAGGAGGUGAACAAGAAUUUUGCAAUUGAUUUGAUAGCAGAGCAGCCUGUGAGUGAAGUGGAAAGCAGAGUGAUAUCAUGCGAUGGUGGUGGUGGAGCUCUGGGACAUCCUAAAGUAUACAUAAACUUGGACAAAGAUACAAAGACCGGAACGUGCGGCUACUGUGGACUUCAGUUUAAACAGAAACAUCACUGA